Molecule: messenger RNA, 1287 nt
Organism: Cannabis sativa
Lineage: Eukaryota; Viridiplantae; Streptophyta; Magnoliopsida; Rosales; Cannabaceae
Product: chitinase 10-like
Exons: 1
Coding region: 331-1191 (286 amino acids)
Biological process (GO): carbohydrate metabolic process; chitin catabolic process; cell wall macromolecule catabolic process
Molecular function (GO): chitinase activity
Source: RefSeq, a predicted model, not a curated record
CAUAUCUAAUAUAAAUAAUAAGACAAAUCAAAGAGAAGACAAACAAAUCGCGGAGUAGAAGGAGAUACAUAAUCCAUAACCAUGAGAAAAAGCUAGUUCAUAGGUGGUGUGCUUCCCUCUUUGUGCUUAAGACCAAGCCAAGUCAGCAAUUUUGACCUCUGACUUUUUUUUUUUCGAAAACCUCUGACUUUUUUUUUUUAAUUAUAACAUUACUAAACUUUUCUAAGUUUAGUGGUCAACACCACCACGGUCCACGGGUAUAUUAUAUAUUUAUUUAUUUAUAUAUAUAGUAACAUAAACCACCCACUAUUAUUCACAAACUCGACAACAAUGGCCUUCAACAAUUCCUUCCUUAAUUCUCUUCUCCUUGUUAUAGUAAUAGCAGCAACAGCCAAUGGUGUUGGUGUCGACGCAACUCGACCAUCAACACCAAGAAGAGUUGCGCCACGUUCUAACUGCAUAUCCUCUUUGAUCUCAAACCAAGUCUUCGACAGCAUAUUCCUUCACAAGGACGACACUGCAUGUCCAGCUAAAAACUUCUACACCUACGACACUUUCCUUAAAGCCGCCAAGACUUUCCCUUCUUUCGGCUCAACCGGACCAUUACCCACCCGCAAGCGCGAAAUCGCAGCCUUUCUUGCCCAAAUCUCGCACGAGACAACCGGUGGGUGGGCAACAGCCCCUGACGGCCCAUACUCGUGGGGUUUGUGUUUCAAGGAAGAGGUCAGCCCAGGCAGCGACUACUGUGACCCAGACAACACCCAAUGGCCCUGCUCCCCUGGCAAGAGUUACAAGGGUCGUGGGCCCAUUCAACUCUCUUGGAACUACAACUAUGGCCCGGCUGGUAAGGCCUUGGGCUUCGAUGGUUUGAAGAACCCGGAAGUUGUUGCUAAUAACUCCCUCAUUGCUUUUAAGACUGCCCUUUGGUUCUGGACUACCCCACAGAGCCCCAAGCCCUCUUGUCACGAUGUUAUGGUCGGGAAAUACGUGGCAUCACAUGAUGACGUAGCGGCUAAUCGUACGGCUGGGUUUGGGCUGGUGACUAAUAUUAUUAAUGGAGGACUGGAGUGUGGGAUUGUGAACGAUGGGCGGGUUAAUGAUAGGAUUGGUUAUUUUAAAAGAUAUGCUGAGAUUUUGAAAGUUGAUACCGGGCCUAAUCUAGAUUGUGAACAUCAAAAGCCUUUUGCUUAAUUACUUAGUAUGUUAACAACAAAUAAGUUUUGUUCCUUUUUGUUUUAUCAAGUUGAAAUGAAAAGGGGUCGACAUGGUUUCCAUUGUGUUUGCUAA